Cloeon dipterum is the source of this 867-nucleotide messenger RNA. It is a transcript of the gene Tctp, whose product is annotated as translationally controlled tumor protein. Gene Ontology annotation, molecular function: calcium ion binding. The transcript has 4 exons. Gene Ontology annotation, cellular component: cytoplasm. The record is from RefSeq and is a predicted model, not a curated record. Bases 131 to 652 code for a protein of 173 amino acids. Lineage: Eukaryota; Metazoa; Arthropoda; Insecta; Ephemeroptera; Baetidae.
AAAUACUAAUUCUAAGAGGUUUCCUCGCACACGCAGAGUUUACUCAAAGCAUUCCUUUUGCCAUCUGUAGCUGACAGAAGCCACCGGCGGGUUCCCAAGUCCGAACCAAAAUCCUAAGUAAUCUGCAAAAAUGAGGAUCUACAAGGAUAUUUUCACCGGGGAUGAAAUGUUUUCUGACACCUACAAGAUGAAGCUCAUCGACGAGGUCAUGUACGAGGUGACCGGCAAACUCGUGACGAGAAAGCAUGGCGACCUUCAAUUGGAUGGUGCAAACCCUUCGGCCGAGGAAGCCGACGAAGGUACCGAAGAGGGCGUCGAGUCGGGAGUUGAUGUCGUCCUUAACCACAGACUGAACGAGACCUUUGCCUUCCCAGACAAGAAGAGCUACACCCUUUACCUGAAGGAGUACAUGAAAAAACUUGUGGAAAAACUGCAGGAGACCAAGCCCGAGGAAGUGGACAUUUUCAAGAACAACAUGAACAAGGUCAUGAAGGACGUGCUCACCAGGUUUAAGGACCUGCAGUUCUUUGUGGGAGAGUCGCAGGAAAUCGAAGGAAUGGUGGCUCUGAUGGAGUACCGCGACCAGGACGAUGGAACCCAGGUUCCUAUUCUCAUGUUUUUCAAACAUGGCCUUGAUGAGGAGAAAUUCUGAGAAACUCGACUCAAGCUUGUAUUUAAGAUCGGUCCUGAAAGACCAAACUGAAGACUCCUUUGUUUUCUUAUCUGGAAGCAUUGCCACUCCGACGACAUACAUAAUAAAGAACGAAGCGACAUUUGAAGAAAAUGCUCGUUAUUAUUUUGUUCUAAUAAUUCGCUUGGUUUUUAAUUUCUUAAGGUGAUUUAAAUAAUAAACUAAGUUCAAAUUUA